UCGUAAGCACAUCGCGUAGUAUAUAUAAUACCGGACUCAUUUGGUAUAUCUGUGUUACAACUGACGCUGGCAAUGAUGACAUUAAAACCUAUCGCCUAUUUUAUAUUUCUUUUCUCUGUUUGCACCUGGGAUAAUGCAGAUGCAAUAAGUGCACGGAAUUAUACAGCCAAGUUGACAGUAUCGAAUGGCGGAAGUUACGGAAAGUGGGCUAACGCCGAAUUUUGUGCUGAAGGGACGUAUGCUUAUGGAUAUGACAUGAAAAUCGAAGUAAAGCAUGGCUCAGGCGGCGAUGACACAUCUUUGAAUGCCAUAAAAAUUCUAUGUAAAUCGCUAAACGGUGAUUGUGUAGGAGCUGUCUCCUCAGAAAGGUCGGCUUGGGGGAAAUGGGUUGGAGAAACAAAAUGUGAUGGUUCUGAUGUAUUAGUUGCUUUCAGCUUGCAAGUAGAAGAAAACCAAGGAAAUUCAGACGAUUCAGCAGCAAACUUUAUCAAAUUCAAAUGUCGUAGUUUCGGCGCAUCAAUCGAUCAGACUUACGAACUUGCGAAAGAGCCAGGAUAUGGGCACUAUGGUACAUAUGGCGACUUCAGUGGAGACUGUAGUUCUAAUUCAGCCAUUUGUGGUAUUAUCACAAAAUUAGAAGAACCCAUAAAUGGAGACGACAGUGCCCUUAAUGAUGUAGAGUUCUAUUGCUGCACGUGAAAUGUUACAUUAUAAUCGACAAAAAAUAAAUGUAUAUCUUCACCUUUAA
Messenger RNA from Mercenaria mercenaria, 748 nucleotides. RefSeq names its product vitelline membrane outer layer protein 1-like. NCBI's taxonomy places the organism in Eukaryota, Metazoa, Mollusca, Bivalvia, Venerida, Veneridae. The transcript has 4 exons. Bases 73 to 699 code for a protein of 208 amino acids. The record is from RefSeq and is a predicted model, not a curated record.